GGAGGAAUAAAUUAAGUCUGAUUUUAAGCGAUCCGGGAAAUGGAGACUGACUACCAGAACUACGUGGAGUCGCUGUCGGGCGUGUCCUCCGACGAGGACGACUUCUCCACGGUGGACAGCUCGGACGAGUCAUCGGAGGAGCCGACUCCCACGCCACCAUCAGUCCCAAGGACACGAAAUCUGGUGCAGAUGCUCUACGACAGGGAGCGCACUGGAUUCUUCUCAGGCUCCUCCAGGGCUGGCCAAAAGCAACAGCUUCCUUACGACAGAGUGCCAAAUAGGUUAAAGCUAUACCUCAAGGAUGUGAUGGCCAGCAGUUUGAUGGAGGGGCACAUAUUCAUGGGCCUGACUGCUUGCGGCCAGUAUAUGCUCAGCCAUCGGGUGGUGUGCAACGACAGCUCCUCGCUGAAUCACUACUCCUUCAACAUGGGCUAUAAGUACACUUUGUACUUCUGGCUAUUCCAACCGCACAAGAGGCUGCGCCACUUUUUCUCGCGCCGCCUCUUCGACGAUCACUUGGUGGACAACAUAAAGACUGUAACUAUGACGCAGUGGAAGAACUCACAGCACCAGAUCCUUGUUGUCCACGGAGCAGCUACGGAGGAGGGGGAAGAUAGCUAUAUCACAUAUGUCAAAGUUCCUAAACUGGGUUGUUUGGAGUGCAAGAAACUCAACGACGACGGUCCAUAUUCCUUUUACAAUGCGCACUGCCUGAACUGCCACUUGACGGUGCACACCAAAUACUCCUCGACUGAAACAGAUCCGGUCUUCGAGCCGAAAAUCAAUCUGCUCUGCCCGGAACGUAUUCUGAUCAUCUCCAAUGGAUUCAUGCACAUGCUGCGCAUCGAUGUAGACACGCAGGCCGUGAACCCGGGCAGCAACUGCCUUUCCCCGCAGGGCCUCAUCCUGCCCAGUCUUCAAUCGCAAUCUCAAUCCUUCUUGCUUCCAAGAUCUUUGCCCAGCGAGGAGGAUCGCUUCUCGGGUGCCUUCACAGCUUCUGGAUCGGAGGCGGAAUCCGGAAAUGAACAGAGCGUUGUGGCGCGCAUUAUAGCCGACUUUAGCGACAUUGAAACCGAACAGACACAGCGCUCCAGUCAGCCCUGCAACAGCCAUAAUAUGAACAACAAUGAGGUGCCGUCCGGGGGCUAUGUGUACUGUUCGCCAAAGGCGUACGAAAAGCUCAUUUUCACGCCACACUGUAGUCCCACUGUGGUAACGGGCUUGACCAGUAUGACUCUGCCGGAAACCACGCUACCGGUAGCGAAGCCUCUUGCCAACGAAGCUAGUCCGCCGCGGAGGCGCAACCAGCGGAUAGUCACCAAGUUUCGCAAUGGCAUUACCACCAUUGAUUUGCAGAGCCCGCCCAGUUCCAGCUCGAAGGCGGACAAAUCGAAUGCCUAUGAAUUCUCAGAAGACAAUGAGAAGUGCGAAAAGAUCUCCACUUUCCGCAAACGACGUUUGGCGGAGAAGAAGUACGAGUUCUCAGAGGACAACUCGGAAAAUAUUAUACCUUUCACCAAGGUGCGCCUGGCGGUUCGGGCAUUCAACGCCUCGACAGCCAGUUCCUCGGCCCGAAGCUUUCAUCGCUUCUCACCCACUGCGCACUUCUUUCACAACUCGCCCUGCGCCUCGCCCUCAUCUUCGCCACAUCCCUCCCAGCCGGCACAGACGCCCCCGCAUCUGGGAUUUCGUUCGCCUCCGUCCAGUUCGAUGCUGAUGCGUUCGCCCAGCCGGAAUGCCAAUUCAUCUCAGAUUUUCAACCAGAAAUCGCCGCCACUAUCGCAGGCCACGCAGCAAAUGCUCAGCUACAAGCCGGUGGGUCCGCUGGGCGCUCUCUCGCCACUGCAGGUGUCUCUGGCCAAGCGCUUUGACAUCGGGGGCUCCAUGUCUCCAAAUGCUGGGCUGUCCUUUUUGUCACCGCGACGCGAUGAGCCGCGGAUUGUGGAGAUGCCAGUGCAGGGCGGGGUGAUGCCGGAGAAACCGGUGUGCACAAAGAAGCUACGACGACGCUAUGUGGAAGAGGACGAUGCUACGUCCGUCAUCACCAGCGAAGAGGAUGACUGCAUUUCGCCGGGCUACCACACCUCACUGCCAAUGGAAGUGCACGGAUCGUGUUACUCGGAGAUGCAGAUGAUCUCACAGGCCUCGUAUCAGCGACUGCGCUGCAGCAGCGUGGUAAUCACCCAGCACUCCUUCGAUCUGGAGACCUUCACAUACUAUGUGAUUAGUCUGCUGUGCCAGAAGCACCAGAAGAUAUACAACGUCUUCUACGACUGGGCCUACGAGGUGAUCAGCGUGUGUCCGCUGAGUCAGACGAUCGGCUGCACGCUAAUGGCUCAGUUCUCGGCGCGGGAUCAGCCACUGGCCAUCUGUUUGCACUGCACCGGACGGAUGGACUGUGCGUUUCACAACAGGCAGUACGAGUGCCGAAUUCUGUUCACCUGGAACAUGGAGAGCGGACAGUGGCAGGUGCUCGAUUAUGGGGAGCUGAAAGAAGUGCUCGAGCAGUUCAGUCCGCUGAAGCGGCUGGGCAAGGCUCGCCUUACGUUCGCCCAAAUGGCCAGGAAGAUGGGUCAGGAAAUGGCUGCUGGGCUGGGCCUCAACUUGCCCGACUACACCGCCAAUCUGCGCGUACUCAACUCGGACAUCCGGAAGUCCAAGAUGUACAUCAGUGAUCUCGACAACAUGGUGGAGUUCCACUUGAAGCGCACACACCCGGAGACGCUGUGAGCACAUUGUUAGCUGGCCACAUAAGUAAACACACUGGUUAAUGAAAUGAUUGCUUUCAUUGCAAUAAAAGCUGCAACAAUUCGAAAAAAUUAAAUAAUUGAUCACAUUUGAAUGUUAACC
Molecule: messenger RNA, 2850 nt
Organism: Drosophila takahashii
Lineage: Eukaryota; Metazoa; Arthropoda; Insecta; Diptera; Drosophilidae
Biological process (GO): protein ubiquitination
Cellular component (GO): Cul4-RING E3 ubiquitin ligase complex
Source: RefSeq, a predicted model, not a curated record